Molecule: messenger RNA, 1299 nt
Organism: Telopea speciosissima
Lineage: Eukaryota; Viridiplantae; Streptophyta; Magnoliopsida; Proteales; Proteaceae
Product: T-complex protein 1 subunit eta-like
Exons: 10
Coding region: 34-1104 (356 amino acids)
Biological process (GO): protein folding
Cellular component (GO): chaperonin-containing T-complex
Molecular function (GO): ATP-dependent protein folding chaperone; ATP binding
Source: RefSeq, a predicted model, not a curated record
UUUUGUUUUGUGCUGUAGGUUCCAGGGGGUACUAUGCGGGACUCUUUUCUUGUAAGUGGUGUUGCUUUCAAGAAGACAUUUUCUUAUGCUGGUUUUGAGCAGCAGCCAAAGAAGUUUAAAAGUCCAAAGAUUUUGUUAUUGAAUGUUGAGUUGGAAUUGAAGUCUGAGAAAGAAAAUGCAGAGAUCAGGCUUUCAGAUCCCUUACAGUAUCAAUCGAUUGUAGAUGCUGAAUGGAAUAUAAUCUAUGACAAGUUGGAUAAAUGUGUACAGAGUGGUGCCAAAAUUGUCCUCUCACGCUUGGCAAUUGGUGAUCUGGCAACACAGUAUUUUGCAGACCGAGAUAUAUUCUGUGCUGGCCGUGUAACUGAGGAGGACCUGCAACGGGUUGCUGCAGCGACCGGUGGAACUGUACAGACAUCUGUCAACAAUAUUAUUGAUGAGGUUAUGGGGUCAUGUGAGCUCUUUGAGGAAAGACAAGUUGGAAAUGAAAGAUUCAAUAUCUUUAGUGGGUGCCCAUUGGGUCAAACAACCACAAUUGUUCUUCGAGGUGGAGCAGAUCAGUUCAUUGAAGAAGCUGAGAGGAGUCUACAUGAUGCUAUUAUGAUAGUCAGAAGGGCUCUAAAGAACUCUACUGUUGUAGCUGGUGGUGGUGCUAUAGAUAUGGAGAUUAGUCGGUAUUUGAGGCAACAUGCACGGACAAUAGCUGGGAAGUCACAACUUUUCAUUAACUCCUAUGCAAAAGCACUUGAGGUCAUUCCUCGGCAACUCUGUGAUAAUGCUGGAUUUGAUGCAACCGAUGUAUUGAAUAAACUCAGACAGAAACAUGCUCUUCCUUCUGGUGAAGGUGCACUUUAUGGAGUAGACAUCAACACUGGCGGAAUUGCAGAUUCAUUUGCUAACUUUGUAUGGGAGCCUGCAGUUGUGAAGAUAAAUGCUAUAAAUGCUGCAACCGAGGCAGCUUGCCUUAUUUUAAGUGUGGAUGAGACGGUGAAAAAUCCCAAGUCGGAGAGUGCCCAAGGUGAUGCUGCUGCAAGUGCGAUGGGUGGACGAGGGCGUGGUGGGGCUGCUUUCCGUGGUCGUGGGCGGGGCAUGAGGAGGCGAUAGAUUUUCUUGGGUUGGAAACUGUGUACUAAGAUUUUGGUGUUAUUUGGAAGGUUAUAUUUUCCAGGAGGUUAUGUUCUGUUUUGGAUUGUGUUUUAGGUUGUAUUCCCAUUUGAUUGUAAUUCUAUUUGUAAUCCUUGUCAAAUGGUGAGCGUUGGGUAAGAAUAUGUUGAAUGUUUGAAGCAUAUUUUAUUACAA